GAUGCCCGCACUCGUGGCGACAGCGGGGGCUUCCCUGCCUGGAAGGCACAGGCGGUUCGGUGGAGCGAAGCCAUUGGAGUUGAUGUUGCUAAGCACCGUGUUUGGACAAGUCGGCGAGACUUUGUGGGACGGGGUGUUCCACAGAAUGAGCGGGUGCAAACCAUGCUUGAUCUGGUGUGUCUCCAGAAGUGGUCUGAGCAUCCAAACCGUGGGUACCUUCGUGAUGUUGUUUGGCCUGACCUCAUGUGCAAUGUGUUCCUGGACUGGAGCCAAAAUCCAGCUCGCAGGGCUUAUUCAGGAAAGAAUGGAGAGAUGCGCUGUUUGACUACAUCCUCCCAACUCUACUCCUUUGAAGCCGACCGGGCACUCUUUCCGAUUGAGUACAUGAGGCUCCAGGGAUGGGGCUUUGACAUUGCUAUCCCUGAGCAGUGUGCAGGGAAGAUGCGAGAGCUGUCAGGGCAAGGCAUGUCGCUGCCGUGCCUCGGAGUUGUGAUUUGGGCAGUGUAUCUGCUGAAGGGAGCCCAAGAGCAAGAGGCCUCGCGUGGUGAGUGUGGCCUCGUUGCAGUGCUUGAUCUGCAAGAAGAGGUCGAGUGGGCAUCCUUCAACUCCAAGAGCCAACCGACGGGUUUGUGGUGUGGAGUGCAUUUGAAGGUGGUGAUACAGCUCUACCCCGACCAACCGCCGGAGGUUGUUGCCGUCCUUUAUCAUGAAGACUCGGAGGCUGGACGUACUUGCAAACGAGUGAUUGAUGAGGCAGCCCAAAACCUGAAGGACGGGGUUGAGUUCAGCCUGCCUGCAACUGUGAGCUCCAUGGCGAGCCAGGGAGUCCGCUUGGUGUUUGAAAUGGCCUUCUGCUCAGAAGGGGAUGUUGUCCGCCUUGCGGGGCACUCCAGCAAAUUCCUCAAGCUGCAAGAAGUCCUGCUGCAGCCCGAGCAGCGUGGGCACCCAGUGCUUGCAGGCUUUUUGUUGAGCCUCCGGGGGUUGCCGCUGGACGAGGUGUUGAGCCUCAGGCGUGUCCAGGUCUAUCGCGACACGGCUCUGGUUUUGCGCGAGGAUAACUUGCAGCCUGAAGGUAUGGUACACGAGUCCCAGCCGUCAGUGCUGUUGACGUUCCUUUCCCGCAAGCAGACCGAGAGCUACCCCAAAGAGUUUGUGGGCCACUCGACCCGCACGGUGCCUCCUACCCUCCAGCAGCUGAUCCAGCGGGGUGCUGACUUCAAGCAGCAGGCCUUUUUACAUGACAGUCUAGCAGUCUCGCAGCUUAGGCUUAGCAUUCUCGAAUCAGCUCCUUGCUUGGUUCUCUUAAGGUCCUGA
Molecule: messenger RNA, 1314 nt
Organism: Symbiodinium sp. CCMP2592
Lineage: Eukaryota; Dinophyceae; Suessiales; Symbiodiniaceae
Source: the annotation of a GenBank genome assembly